UCAGUGGUGUGGACAACAGCAGACAUGACAGCAGUGGGAGAACUGGUUCUAGUACUGGGCUUACUGGUGAGUGCUCACUGUGAGGUGAGACCACGAGACCCAGAGGUGGAGGAGGAGGAGGAGCUGGGAGGAAGAGCAGGAGGAGGAGGAGGAGGAGCAGUGUUCUCUCCUCUCCUCCAGGUGACACACACCGCCCUGCUGGAGGACAGAGGGAGCCAGCCGACCCGGACCGGGAACUGGUGUGCACUGGUGCAGCAGCGUGUUGUUACCAUGGCGGAGACGUGUGGGACAGAGAAGUACAUCAUCCAGGCCCAGAGUCCCUGUCCCAGCGGGAAGCCGGACUGCCAGCUCGUCAUGUACAAAACAUCCAUGCGGCCGAUCUACAGGCAGACACAGAAGGUCGUCACUGCUCUGCUGUGGCGCUGCUGUCCGGGACACGGAGGACACAACUGUGAGGACACAGUCUCGGCUGCUCAGCUGGAUUUUGGAAGCUCUGCUUCAAUUGGAGGAUCUGAAACAGGUUUCCAGCAGCGGCUCCAGCAGCAGCGUGCCGACCCGGACCGUGAACAGAACGACCAGGAACCCAACAACACCUCGGCCCAGGAACACCACCUUCCUGAUACCAACGCCACACUCCCUGUUCACCAGAUGAUGACACUGAUCAUGUCCCAGCUGAACCCGCUCCUGGAGGGCUUCAACCGCUCCUUAGAGCACCUGAGCCGACAGGUGGGGGACCUGGCACGUGACGUGGCCCACCUGAAGAGCAGCCAGUUGGGGGCGGAGCUGCAGGCGGGGCCUCCGGACGGCCCCGACGACGAGGUGGAGGAGGAGCGCUUGGAUGCCAAACUGGAGGAGGUGUUUCGGCAGGUCAGGGAGGUCCGGGAGCAGAUGGAGAGCCAGCGGAGAGACACGGAGGACAGGCUGCACUCCCAGCAUGCAAUGCUUCACUACAACCUCACCAACUUCAAGAUGGACAUCGACAUGAAGCUGAAGCGCCACCACAAGAUGCUGCAGGUCAGCCUGCAGGCCAUGAACGCCUCCCUGGUGGAGCUCAAGCUGGACCAGGAUCAGACCGCUGAGGUUCAGGUGGAGGAGCACCUGCCUCCCCUCCACCCCCUGGAGACCUCAGACACCUCUGCGCUGUGGGAGGCUGUCGAGCGUCUGGACAACAUGGUGGUUAACAACACAGUGAAGGUGGGCGGGCUGAUGGAGGACGUGGAGGUGACCUCGGGAAGCAUCCAGCAGCUGAGGCGGGACUUAAAGCAGCUGGACACACGGAUCAACCAGACGGCCCGGAACAGUCAGAUCCAGUUCAUGGAGACGGGGCUGGAAGUGGAGGCGGCGAAGGAGGUGGUGCUGAGGCGGGUGGAGGAGCUGGCGGGGAACCUCAGCCAGCAUGACAUGCGGCUGCAGGAGGCGGACUCGGACGUGGACUACCUGUACACUGUCCUCUACAAGCACAACUCGUCUGCAGACUGCGACUGUAAGGCGCUGAAGGCCGCCAUGACGCGACUGGAGAGGGGUGUGGCCAAUGUGACGGAGCUGGCCAAUGAGAACCGAUUAGCCCUGGAGGAGACCAGCGAAGUAGGGGCGGGGCAGUGGGGCGGAGCCAGCAACUGGGAGCCAGCUGUGCAGGUGCUCCAACAUGACCUCCAGCAGGUGAAGGAGGCUCUGGCCUCGGAGCAGACCAGGAUCAGGACUCUGGACCACAGUCUGACCCAGCUGAGCAGCUCGGUGAAAAUGGGUUUGGCGGAGGUCUCAGGCCUGAAGGAGUCAGACAGGAAGCUGGUUGCAAACAUGCAGCACCUGUCGGGCUCCUUCGACUCUCUGCUGAAGGAUGCCAGCCGACACAGCGACGUGCUGGAGCAGCUGAUGGGGGAGGAGGUGAUGGAGUUUCUGGAGUGGCCCGUCCAGGACCAGGAGGCCCACUCCAUCCCAGCCCUGAAGGAGCAGCUGGGGAACGUGCAGGAACAGCUGAGGCGGCACAACCUGAGCAUAACCUCCCUGCUGGGGAACAGUCCAGGAGGCAGAGAGGAGGUGCCGUCUGCUGACCAGCCAUCCUCCUCCGACAUCCUCCACGAUGAUUGGCUCCCUGGCAGCAUGAGGAGCAGCAGUGAAGUUCUAGCCAGGGAGCGUCAGCUCCUCCUCCAUUCAGCAGGGAGGCGUCCAGAGCUUGGAGGAGACGGCAGUGAUCUGUGGAACUUGGAGAAAACGGUGGAGGAGCUGGAACUGAAAGUGCUCCGACUGGAGGAGAAAACCUCAAACACUUCAACACCCAGUGGUGUGGAGGCCGAACUGCUGGUGGAGGUGAUGUGGCUGAAGAGAGGGCUGGAGGAACAUCUGAGGGUGUUCAAGAACGUCUUCAGUAACGCCGACAUCCUCGCUGAAUCUGACGCCACACUGGAGCUCGAUAAACUGUGGCAGCUGGUGAAGAACAAAGAGGGGAAGAAGGAGAAGAAGAGAGGAGGAGGGAGGGGAGGAAACCAUCGGAGCAGGAGGGAGACAUCAGGUGUUGUCGCCCUCCCGUCCAGCCUAUCAGAAGCCUCACUGCUGCUUGUCGCUGGAUCUCCUCUGAGCGUCUCGAGUGGCGUCAUUGUGUUUAAAGCAGCCCUGAGCGGCAGUCACUCGUAUUCUGAUAGCGGCAGCUUCAUGCCUCCGGUGAACGGCGUCUACUUGUUUGUCCUCACCUUGGACCUGCGGCUGGGCUCCGCCCACGUGGUCCUGACACGGGGGUCGGGUGGGACUCCGGCAUCUCUACACCAGCUAGAGGUGGCGGAGGAGGGGCCAGUCACGGCUGUGAGCCUCCUGCCGCUGAGCCAGGGGGAGGAGGUGAGGCUGGAACUGAAGGGAGGAGCGUGGGUGGAGUCAGAGGACAAUGUGUUCACCAUAGUGCUGCUCCACCAGACCACCUGAGGGUGCUGUGGACAAAUCAGAUGACAGAUCAGAGACUCUGGGAGGGGCAACUCCUGCUGGAAGUUUUAUUUAUUAUUACAGAAUCAGAAAAGGAAAAAUGUUAAAACAUUUAACGGACUGCAGUGUUUUCCUCUUUCCCCUUUAAACCCUGAAAUUAAAAAGUCAGGAUGUUGUUAGCUUAGCAUAAAGACUAGAAGCAGGGGGAAACUGCUAGCCCAACUCUGCUCAAAGUAAAAAAAUAGACUACUCAACAUCUCUGAAGCUCAUUAACAUGAACCCUGUUCACACAUCUACUCACCCACACAUCCAAGUGUCGGCGUCCACAGAACGGUUCUGGAGCUUCACAGUAAAACAGUGAUUCUCCGUGCAGCUCGUCUGCUGUGGUCGGUGUGUUUGUGAAGUUUGGAGCAAAGCUAAAGUUAAAGUUUUUCCAUCAGUGUUAUUCUGUGAAGGUGAAUCAACAUAUCAUGUCCUCUUAGUUAUAUAUAAUUCUUGUAAAGUUUCAGUAUCCUGAUGUAAAGCAGCAGUUUAUAUUUUUUUAUCUAAACUGUCACCUAAUAAAAAGCUUUAAUCCACAGAGUGACUGAAGCUUUCUCAGAUAUUUAACCGAACACUUCUGUCUGAAAUAAACAGGAAAGAAAAUGUCGGAUCAGCACCGUCACAUUUUCACUAUGCGAUGACCCGUCUGUCAGCCCGACAUGGUUCUGUGUGGCAGCAGCUACAUUACUGCCACCUACUGAGACAACGUGAGAACUACAACGGACAGAAAUGAUUUACACGCUGGAAACAAUAUUGUGUGUUAACAUAUUGAUAUUUAGUUUUUGAAUAUUGCAACACUGAUGUUCCAUAACCUUGAACAGGACAUCACAACGAGGUUUUAAAAAUCUGAGUUUAGUUUUAAAAACUGAACUUGUUGAGGAGCGGUCGUAUAAACAGACCAGCAGUCACUGCAGAACAGCAUGGAGGAGUUUGAGGAAAGUGGAGGUCUGUGAAACAGACUGAGCGGCGCCGUCAGCUGGUUCUGUUGUAACAUCCACUCUGACGUGAAGGACACGGCAGCGGCGAUUAUAUGACGAGCGGAUCUGUUGAUGUAUGUGAAGACAAAUGAGUCUUCAGGUGUGUGAAAAUGUACUGAAUGCUAAGAGUUGAAAAGUAACUAAGUACAUUUACUCAAGGACAUUUGAUUUUUUGUACUUGUGUAUUGUAACAAAAUCUUUACUGCAGAGGAUUUAAUGGUUCGUUUGUGGUUUGAUCGAUCGUCUCGUCAUCUGAGGUAAAAUAAAAAGCUGCUCAACUUU
Acanthopagrus latus (yellowfin seabream) is the source of this 4211-nucleotide messenger RNA. RefSeq names its product multimerin 2a (gene mmrn2a). Gene Ontology annotation, molecular function: protein binding. The record is from RefSeq and is a predicted model, not a curated record. Lineage: Eukaryota; Metazoa; Chordata; Actinopteri; Spariformes; Sparidae. The coding region runs from base 25 to 2913 and encodes 962 amino acids. The transcript is spliced from 11 exons.